Penicillium oxalicum is the source of this 1011-nucleotide messenger RNA. Its product is annotated as mitochondrial 54S ribosomal protein mL67. The transcript is spliced from 2 exons. Gene Ontology annotation, biological process: positive regulation of mitochondrial DNA replication; DNA recombination. Gene Ontology annotation, molecular function: structural constituent of ribosome; DNA strand exchange activity; single-stranded DNA binding. Bases 1 to 1011 code for a protein of 336 amino acids. Lineage: Eukaryota; Fungi; Ascomycota; Eurotiomycetes; Eurotiales; Aspergillaceae. The record is from RefSeq and is a predicted model, not a curated record. Gene Ontology annotation, cellular component: mitochondrial large ribosomal subunit; nucleus.
AUGGCCUCAGCCAGCACGGCGUCAAAGCCGAUACAAAAGAUCCUGGAUUCGACCCGGGUUGCGUCCUUGAAGAAGUUCGUACGACACCCGCCUAUCGAUCCCAAGGCGCCGAUUCAGGGAAAGAUCCGAGAGACCUCGUCCAAUGCAUUCAAAGAACACCUGAAGCGCGAGAGUGUGCGGUUGCAGAAGGCGCUCAACUCAAUCACACACGGGAAGCACAUCUUCGUUUACCACAAUGCUCAGACGAAGCAAGUUGUGUACUCCCUGACGCGGUACUUGGAGGAAAACAACGUCCUGCGCCAAAUGGUCUACCACGGAAAGAAAACUGUUCCCGCCAAGCUACGCCGCGAUAUGUGGAUUCCAUACUAUUCCGUUCACUUCGGUGACGCUCGUCUUGGCCUUCGGGCUUACCAAUUGCUGCGCGAAUUCUCCCUGCGACGCCAGCUCUCCCCGCCUCCCGAGAUGAUCACAGUCACCGAGGAAUUCCUUGCGUCCAGGCGACCAAAGGACCCCUCUGAAGCGGAGGAGUUCGAUCGGAUGAACAAAAAGCGCAUUGGGCACCCAAUGGAGAAGAAGGAGCGUGCGCGGGUUCUCAUGGACCAGAAGGCGACCUCGGUUGCUGACAUCGCGGCAGUGCUGGAAAUCCAGGAGAAGGAAAUCGCGGACGGCAUUCUCGAAAAGGAAACCUGGCGCCAAAAGUAUUGGCGCAGCCAGCGAAGGCGCCAACGUGAGGCAAUCGUACAGGAGGCCGAGCGAUCGGAGGAGUAUAAGGCUCGAAUUGAGGCUUUGGAAAAGCAGCUGAGCGAGCGCGAGGGUGUGGAAGUCAAGAUCGGCGAGGUCGGUGACUACCCCGAAACCCCAGGCGAUGUGAAGAUCCUUUGGCGUGAUGUCCACGAUGCAAACUACGCUGCCUCGUGGCCUGCCAAGGUCCAGCAUGGCGAGCUGGAGCUCAAGCGUGACAACAUUAUCGGUGGUGAGCGGGUUCAUGUCGUGCCUGCAGUGGAAGCUUAA